This is a messenger RNA of Arctia plantaginis, 423 nucleotides long. Lineage: Eukaryota; Metazoa; Arthropoda; Insecta; Lepidoptera; Erebidae. The record is from the annotation of a GenBank genome assembly.
AUGAACUUAGCUGAAAAACAUACGGAUAAUGAGAACAUAGCAGAUGAAGUAACAUCGCGACAGGGGACGACAAGUCACCAAGAAGAAUGGGCCACUAAUGAAAACAUGGAAUCGGAUACGCAAAAUGAAAUUGCCACUGUAACUAGCACAGAAAUAGUUCAACUUGUUGACAGUUUUAUUCCGAUGUCAUCAGACGGACAUAUUGAAUCAGCUGAGCAAGCUAGUACUUUGUCAACAGAAAAACCACCACGAAAGAGACAAAAGAAGAGUCAGCCUCAAGAAUGGAACGCAAAUAAAAACAAGGAACAAAGAGAAAAAGGAAAGGCUUAUUUAGGAAAGAAGAAGAUAGAAAAUAAAUGGGGGUUUGUUGAACCUAAGCUCGAUAGAAAGAUGAAAGCUAGGUGCAAGUGCAAAUUAAGUUAA